This is a messenger RNA of Sphenostylis stenocarpa, 393 nucleotides long. Lineage: Eukaryota; Viridiplantae; Streptophyta; Magnoliopsida; Fabales; Fabaceae. The record is from the annotation of a GenBank genome assembly.
AUGGAAGAGGCAGAGGAGUGCACCAAUGCUAACCAGAAAUUCAACACCAAAAGAAGGAGCUUCAGGAAUGGAAGCAACUCUCAUGAGCAUCAUCGUUAUCACCAUCACCUCCACCAUCAUCAUCAUCACUAUCAGCACCAUCAUCAGCUGCUUCAACACUCAACUCAGCUUGGUUUCUGCAACAACCACAACAAGUAUCAGAGAUAUUACCCAGCUCUUCUUCCUCUACCUUCUCUUAUACCACUACAACAACUUCCUUUGACUCCACCCUUCCCUCAAAACCACACCAUAAAAUCAAAAACCCAUUUGGACAAACCUCCAUGCAAACUCAAUAGCUCCCCCUCCUCAGAUUACAAGCUCGCUCCACAACCACUUGCUCCCGGUAAGCACUAG